AUCAAUAGAGGAAAACCGUUACGCGACGCACAUGUGAAAGAACCUUUGUUAAAAUCAUCAAAUAUUAGAGUGUUAACAAAUGUACGUAGCUACUAAACCAGUUCACACAAAAAACGUGUUACACCUUUUUGUCCAUUUAGAAUCUGCUAAGGAAAUCAUCGGGUAUAUUAUUUACAGUCAAGAAAAUAAACACACUUGUGAUAGCAUGCCGAUGUGAGCUUAUUUAAAGUAAAACAUAUUUAUGUUGUUUGUUUCGUCAUUAUAUUGAGAGGAUCAAAUCCAUCGAGUGAUAUCCCACUGUUUACCGAUAAGUUUCCGCCAUAAUUUUCUGGAAAUCAAAAAAAUGGCGACAACCUGGCAAUAUUCACAGUCGUUUGCCGACACAAACCUUCAGAUGUUUGACAAUAACAUUCUCUGUGACGUCACCCUUAUGACCGGACAUGAUCAACAACCUAUACAAUGCCACAAAUUCAUUCUCGCAAGCAGGAGUCCUGUGUUCCACGCCAUGUUUUGCGGUCCACUUGCAGAAUCAAGUGGGAUCGUCAGCAUUCCGGAUAUUGAGUCACCUACCAUGGAUAUUUUUUUAAGAUACAUGUAUAGUGGCAAGGUAAACAUUGAUGAAGCCACAGUUCUGGAAAUGAUGUACGUGUCUAGAAAAUACGAUGUUUCUCGUCUCGAAUCCCAGUGCAACACAUUCCUUAAUGAAAUCAUGUGUGCCGACAAUGCAUGUACAAUUCUUGACCAAGCCAUUAUUUACGACAAUUUUGAGCUGAAAAGUAAGUGUUUGGCAAUUAUUAUUACCGAAACCGAAAGUGUUCUGGUAUCCGACGCCUUUAAACAAAUAUCCAAAGCCGGACUAGAAGAGCUUCUGAAAUGUGACAAGUUAAGUGCGUGUGAGCCUGAUCUUUACAUUGCAUGCAAAAAAUGGGCUACUUUGAAAUGUCAGGACGCGGGGAUAGAGGAAACUGAUGAAGCUAUCAGGAAUGAACUUGGAGAAGAGCUCAUUCGCCUGAUCAGAUUCCCCUCAAUGACACCGGAACAGUUCACGGAUAUUGUUGCAACUAGCACUGUUCUCAGCAAAGAUGAAAUGCUAAUGGUGUAUCGAAGUAUUAUUAAACAUGACAAUGUUUCAACGUUUAAAAGUGACAACAGGUACGUGAAUUUUGAAAAGCAUCCGUUUGUUAUGUUUGACAACACACUUAAAUAUAACGGACUAAUAGACAAAAUUUAUUUCUUCAAAGUGACAAAAUACUGCGCAAUAAGUCGUGUAGCCAUAUCGAUGCCUUGCACUGUCGGUUCUGUGAAUGGUACACUCGAAAUUAUGGUUAAUGGGUUAGUUGUCAAUGAGCAGGAAGUUUCGCUCAAUUAUAUGAAGGGAAAAAAACAUUAAGUCGUACAAUUACACAGACAGGUCCAUUUUCGUGUGGGGAAAACAUACGCGAUAAGAUUUAAAAGGAAAUGAGUUGCUGUGUUUAGAUGUACAUCAAGCCACAUAGAUAUGUUAAAACAAGAAGUACAUUUAUCGUUAAAAAUAGUGGAUGGCGGCGCAACAACUGAUUGUAAAUGUUAAUGUAUAACCAAAAACUAACUAUGAUUAUCAGAUGCCAGUACAUGCUUUAUGUUGAAGCUCAUCUUUGAAAUACACCAACUAAAAUUUUGUGAUCGAACAUAAUCCGUCAAGCGUCAUUUCGAUAUAUCAUAGGCUUCUGUGCGUUUUUGAUGAAACUGAAUAAGCAAGAUUCUUGGUUGACCCUCAUUUUGUAUCUGUAUAAAUGUAGUCGUGUAUGAUGCAUAUGUAAUUUGCCAGUGGUAACCAUAUAUUUUAAAACAUAAAGUAAACAAAAAUAUUGUUUGAUGCCACAUCGAUCAGACGUUUUAUAUUUGGUGUGUAACAUCGCAAAGUGGUUCUAAACUAGGUCUCUUGAAAUCAUGUGGAACUAGCCACUCCAUGUGGUCACGUCUUUAAUAUGGAUCACUUUAUAAGCAGCGAACAUUUUCUGCUCCCAAAACAUUACAAAGGUGGGCGACCUGUUGCCGUCUUUACCCUCUUGUUAUCUCUAUAUAUGUUUACAAUUUGAGCAUUAACAAGGUUACACUUAGAUUUAUAUGUGUGGUUUAUUAUAGUACGCUCAUAGGAAGCUUGUGUGAUCAAUUUUUGUCUUUGCCUAGAACUGUUUAGAUUUUUCAGUUCUAAGUAGAGCAACUUACGGUGUUUGGCCUUCUUGGUAUUAUUGAACCUGUAGAGUUCGACAGUUCGUUUACGGGAUUUUUUGGAUUAUUAAUUUGUGUGAGAUUUGUACUAUAAUUAUGCAUAUUUUUCAAGAGUUGAAUAAAACAUUGUUGGAAUGAAGA
Dreissena polymorpha is the source of this 2352-nucleotide messenger RNA. Its product is annotated as BTB/POZ domain-containing protein 6-B-like. Gene Ontology annotation, molecular function: protein binding. The record is from RefSeq and is a predicted model, not a curated record. The coding region runs from base 344 to 1390 and encodes 348 amino acids. Lineage: Eukaryota; Metazoa; Mollusca; Bivalvia; Myida; Dreissenidae. The transcript has 3 exons.